Messenger RNA from Fomitopsis serialis, 1809 nucleotides. RefSeq names its product pyridoxal phosphate-dependent transferase. Lineage: Eukaryota; Fungi; Basidiomycota; Agaricomycetes; Polyporales; Fomitopsidaceae. Gene Ontology annotation, cellular component: peroxisome. The record is from RefSeq and is a predicted model, not a curated record. The coding region runs from base 198 to 1466 and encodes 422 amino acids. Gene Ontology annotation, molecular function: L-alanine:glyoxylate transaminase activity; L-serine:pyruvate transaminase activity. The transcript is spliced from 14 exons.
CAGGACAGGGCGGGCGUCCGUGCGAGUAUAAACGCGGGCGCGCCUCGGCGGGGCAGCUGCACCUGGACUGUGGAAGUGUCGGACUGUCCACCGGAUUUCCUGGCACCUGCUUGUGCGGAAUUAGCGGCAGAGACGCAGCUCCUCGCGUUUGUGCGCUCGGAUCCUCCGAGCUUGAAAUAAGGCCAGCUGGCGGAUCAAUGCUCAGCCGUCGACUGGCAUCCUCCCUCGCACCGGCUCUCUCUCGCCCGGACAAGCCAGCCCUCUCAGCCACCUGCAGGCGAUCCUCCGUCCCGCCUUCCUUUUCUCAGCGACCACCAUCUCGCAACAUGUCCGCCUUCAAGCAGGUAACCAUCCCCGGGCCCAUCGAGUGCGCCGAUGAGGUCCUCUACGCCAAUGCCCACCCCUCCUUUGUUCAAGUCAUCGGCGACUGCAUACGCAUGACCCGCGAGGUCUUCUUCUCCACCACCGGCCAGCCAUUCCUCAUUGCUGGCUCCGGCACGCUAGGUUGGGACCAGGUUGCUGCUAACCUGACCGAACCCGGCGAGUCAGUUCUGUUGCUGAACAGUGGGUACUUUGGAGAUAGCUUUACGGAAUGUUUCCGAACAUACGGGGCAGAAGUAGACGAAGUCCGUGCCGACUUUGGGACAGCAGCGAACCAGAGUGACAUAGAGAAGGCAUUGAAGGCGAAGAAGUACAAGAUCGUCGCCUUCACCCAUGUAGACACGUCUACAGGUGUCCUCUCCGACGCGAAGGCAAUCGCAGAAACUGUCAAGAGAGUAUCGCCUGAGACCCUUGUCGCUGUAGAUGGCGUGUGCUCCGUAGCGAGCGAAGAGAUCCUCUUCGAUCAGUGGGGACUCGACGUUGUGCUCACUGCCAGCCAGAAGGGACUUGCCACGCCGCCCGGUCUGAGCAUUCUCAUUGCGAGCCCAAAAGCUAUCAAUGUCUUCGAGGCGCGCACACGCCCACCGGCAUCUUACUACGCAAGCUGGAAGAAGUGGCUGCCAGUCAUGAAGUCCUACGAGAGCGGUGCUGCGGCUUACUUCGCCACGCCGCCUGUGAACCUCAUCUAUGCGUACCACGCCUCGCUAACGCAGCUCACGAAGCAGAAGCCGACCCUCCAAGAGCGGUUUGCGCUCCACCGGAAGGCGAGCCAACGCAUCAAGGACGAGUGCGCGGCGAUCGGUCUCAAGCAGCUGCCGCUUGACCCGUACUACGCGGCAAAUGGAAUGACUGCAGUGUACUUCCCCGAUGGCCUGAAGGCACCGGAUGUUAUUCCGCGCUUGCUGAAGAAGGAUGUUGUCGUCGCCGGCGGCCUGCACAAGUCGAACAAGGAGAAGUACUUCCGUAUCGGGCACAUGGGUGUCACAGUCGUGAACGAGGAGCGCGGGGACGUCGACAAGAUCAUCACGGCAGUGAAGGAGAGCAUCUCGGAGGCGUUGGCGGAAGCCGGCAUCAAGAAAGCGUGAGAGAGCAGUAAUACAGUUGUACGAUGAGCGAAUGAAUGCUGAACCGAGACCACCCUUCGUGUCCGUGACGUGCUCCCCGCUGUCCGUUGCGAUUCCUGCACAGUUCUUCGGAGGUUCCUCGGCCGCGCGCUCGUCUAUAGGUUCGCGUCUCGACCUUAGGCCCCGUCUCGAAAAGCUUAAAGGGCGCACCCCGGUGAAACGGGCGCCGAAAAUAAGUGCUGUCGGUGAAGAAAAUGGUCAGCUUGAGUGCCACGCUGCUCCUGUGAAAAGUAUCGACCACGUCUAAUGUAAUGGACCUCAAUGUACAUAUGGGUUAAUCUGCGCACUCGUACUUCAUACGAAC